Molecule: messenger RNA, 1774 nt
Organism: Odontomachus brunneus
Lineage: Eukaryota; Metazoa; Arthropoda; Insecta; Hymenoptera; Formicidae
Exons: 3
Coding region: 273-1583 (436 amino acids)
Cellular component (GO): extrinsic component of mitochondrial inner membrane
Source: RefSeq, a predicted model, not a curated record
UAGGAGUUAUUACGAGGAAUAAUAGAAUAUAAUAUAAAAAUAACAGAUUGUUCAAGAACUCCAUAUGUUUUUAUGCGCAAUAUUCUAAUUGUGAACGGAUAUUCGUAGGCCAUUAUAACUUUGUAUACCGUUCAGAUUGUCAACUACAUUCGUGACAUUCAAGGAAACUUGCAAACAGUUUCUCAGUGUCUGCGAAACAAUCGCUAACUAUACAUCUGAACUGUGCAAAGAGAACUAUCUUACUUACACUCAGGUAAAUAAAAUAUAUUGUCAUGGAAAUUUCCGCGGAUGUGGAAAAAUUAUACAACGAUAGUUGUUGGAUGAACGGCGAUUAUAAUUAUAAUAAUUUCUUCAAUCCAAAUAUUUGUCAUGUUUGCAAAAAAAAAUGUGGCAAUUUGAUGUUAUGCGAUAAUUGUUACAUGAUCUCUUACUGCAGUUAUAAACAUAAAUGCAUGCAUUUUAGACAACACCAGCAAUUUUGCGCAUAUAUAACACAAUAUUUAAGAGAAAAUAGUGGCAUAGCAUGGCGCUUUCAUCAUUUAGAAACAUCUCAAUGGAUUGAGUCAAGAAGAAAAUUUGUGCUUGCAAUCGCGCAACAGCUUCCACGUAGGCUAGAGUCGUACGAAGUGCAAAUGAUCAUUUUCGCAAAAUCAUGUGAUAUUUGUCAUCAGCAGAUUAAUAUAUUUACCUGUAGAGUAUGCUAUUCCAACAACUAUUGCUUUAGUCAUAUACUAGAGUUUCAAAUGAAUCACUCAUCAAAAUGCCACGAGUUGAUGUUAUGUCUUAAUCUUGAUAUCUUAUAUAUCAUACCUAUAAAUUUUAAACGAUUAAUUACAUUUCCUACUGUAUCGACAUCUUUUGCACACAUGAAUGAAUUUCUUUUGAAUAAUGUGCACUGUUCUUAUAAGCUCUUCGCUUCUUCUAAAAGAGAUCCUACAAAAUUCGCAUAUUUCUGUUCCGAUUAUGCAUCAGGACCAUUCACUCUCUAUGAUGGCAUAAAGAAAGCAAAGUUAAUGGAUCUUCUAAAUCGUGCAGGAUCUCAAUAUGUUAUCCAUGUAAUAUCAGCAACCUCCAUUGAAUAUAAAUAUAUGAAUGCUUGGGAACUUCUCCAUCAUCUGCUGUGGUGGAUAAAGGAUGUAACAGUUGUAUUGAUAGGACAAGAAUUACGAACUGAAAAUAUAAAUUUGGAAAGUUGUAAUGAUUGCAAGUCUCGAAAUCGAAGAAUUAAUGUCGUGUGUCGUUCUGGAUUUUAUCACGAGUAUAGGAAUGAUUCAACGUUUUGUCAACCAAAUGUGAUCAUAAUAUUUCAAGCACAAUUUGAUACAGUGAGCGCAUGGCAUGAAUAUAGCUUAUUGACAUCACAAAGUAUGAACUGUCCAUAUAUUCUAACAGCCAGAUCGCAAUAUAUAGCAGAUGAGAACAUAAAUUACCUAAAAAAUAAUAUAAAUAUAAAACCUGUAUAUGAUGGACCAAACAAUUUCAAAUCCUUGUAUCCAUAUAGACAGUUACAUGGACAUCGUGUCAGUUAUCGUAAUUCGCAUAUAACUGUGUAUCGGAAUUUACGUGCAUUCGAAACAAUUUGAAGCCCUUGUAUGCGAUUCUCAUAUCACUUGGAUAACGUUAAUACAAAAAAUACAAAAGAUAGAUUGCUUUUUAAAUUAUGAAUGUUUUUAUAUAAUCCAUUUUUUGUGAAUUGUUAUUUUAAUGAUAUUUUUGAAUUGAUUAUUUGUGAGUUGUUAUUAUUGAAAUUUUUAAUAAAGGACUUAUUUACUUG